Messenger RNA from Papilio machaon (common yellow swallowtail), 5558 nucleotides. Its product is annotated as adenylate cyclase type 10. Bases 158 to 5539 code for a protein of 1793 amino acids. NCBI's taxonomy places the organism in Eukaryota, Metazoa, Arthropoda, Insecta, Lepidoptera, Papilionidae. Gene Ontology annotation, cellular component: cytoplasm. Gene Ontology annotation, molecular function: adenylate cyclase activity. The record is from RefSeq and is a predicted model, not a curated record. Gene Ontology annotation, biological process: intracellular signal transduction; cyclic nucleotide biosynthetic process. The transcript is spliced from 4 exons.
CCAAAUAUUCACAAGUUUAUGGAAUAAAACGUGUCUUUACAUAAUGUAUCAAUAUUGAUAUACUUAAUCUAUUUUCAACCACAACCACAUAGAUUUUAACAGGUUAUAAUAUUUCAAUGUUUUUGGCACGUAUCAAAAUUACAAGUUAAAGUGCAUAAUGAACUUUCGCAGACAAAGAACUCGUUCAAGACGGAGCUCACUUAACGCAAUGAUAAACACAGAGAAAUGGAGAAGUUUCCCCAAAAGGAUGUCACACGCCGAUAACGAUUUACUAGAAGAGGAUUCAACUGACGAAGAUAGUCCAAAAACAGCUAACCUUAGUGAUCUGACGCAAGAGUUUUUCGGUCGUGAAAGCAUUUCAGAAGAACAAAUAGACCAAGACGUUGAAGUACGACUGUCGAGAAAACAGACGCUGAUUCUUGCCACCAUGGUACCUGAUGAAAUACUUCUAUUGGAAAAUUUCGAUGAAAAACGUGAGCCCAAACGAUUUGUUGGAGUACUCUUGAUGGCCGAUGUUUCUGGAUAUACCGCGCUAUCUGAACGUUACACCAACUCUGGUAAAGGGGGCACGUACCGACUAACUGUUACUUUGAAUACGUACCUUGGUUCAUUGAUUGAAAUAAUAUACAGCCACGGUGGUGAUAUAAUAAAGUUUGCAGGCGACGCUUUCCUUGCACUGUGGAAGACUGACAAACGAUCAUACCUUAGUCAUACAAUACACACGGCCAUAGCAUGUGCCUUGAUAAUUCAACAUUCUUUUGGCUCGUACGAAACGGACGUUAAGGUGAAUUUGAAAGUAAAAUUGGCAAUAUCAGCAGGAAAUCUAUUGUUCGCACCAAUUGGUAAAGGUAUAGACAUGAAUUAUAUUAUAUUUGGUCUACCUGUCCUUGAAGCGAAGACAGCAGAAAGUCUUUGUCUUUCUGGAGAAGUGAAAUUGACACCCACUGCUUGGGGUCAUUGCUAUUCAAGAAACUACGACUACGUCAUCCAUGAUGAUGGUCACGUCACGAUUAAAUCAAUUCUUUACGAUCCACGGGAGAAAGAUGUAACAAAACCGUUUUUAGGCUUCAGUGGUAUGCUCAGACAAAUAAAAAAGCCAUUGAUCGGUAUUGAAAAUUUGCCAGAGAAUUUAUUAGACGUUACGACAACAAAAAUUGGUUGGGAAUCACUAAAAACAAAUGAAGCAUUGAAUGUACGAAAAACUAUUUUAAUCGCUGAGGAAAGAAAUAUUGGUUCGGAAAUACGAAAGUUUAUGAUCAGACCGGUGCUUACACAAAUCGACGCCCAUCAGCCUUUAGAAUAUUUAACAGAAAUGAGACACGUAUCUGUACUAUUCAUUACACUUAAACCUCGUAAUUGUCCAUUUCCACAGCUGAUUACUAUCGUUAACAAUUCUUAUCAAAUAACAUGUGAAAUUGUAUACAAAUCCAUGGGCUGCGUUAAUAAAAUCAUUCUAUUCGAUAAAGAUAUUAUGAUCCUUGUUGUAUUUGGCCUUCGAGGAUUCAAACAUGAAUCUGAAGCUCAAGCUGCCUUGAAAUGUGCCUCUGGAAUUAAGAAGUCACUAUCAGCUCUGGAUGGUGUUCUCGAAGUGUCGAUCGGCGUCACCACUGGACAGGUAUACUGCGGAGUAAUUGGACACCCACUAAGACGAGAAUUUACUAUUAUUGGGGCAGUUGUAAAUAAAGCCGCAAGAUUUAUGUGUUAUUUUCGAAAUAAAAUAACUUGCGACGAAACUACGUUUGUUAAAAGUAAAAUGUCUAGCAACGGGUUUACGCUUCAACCGGCCGCGGAAUUAAAAGGCAUCAACCAUCCUGGAAAGAUUUUUGAAUACACUGAAGAAAUAAGAGUUAAAGAAUUAUACGAUAUACCAGUGCUACCUCCGCUUUUGAACCGCAGUGAUGAAUUCGAAUAUUUUCAAAAUUGGAUCGAUAACAGUCAUUUAUCGUUUAGGGAUUUUGAUGCACUCUUAUUUAUAGGAGAAUAUUGCUCUGGAAAAACUAGACUGUUAGAAUGGCUCACACGAUAUGUCAGAAAUAAAGGAUUACGAACAUGCUAUCUAAGUCUUUCAUCUAUUCACUCUGCGACACCAUAUUUAGCAUUAGGACAAAUCGUUAAUGAAAUGUUAGGAUUAAAAGAACCCAUUACAGGUUUUUCAAAAGAAGAGAAAAUAGUGCAAAUGCUGAAUUCUUAUAAUUCUGAUUUAUGUUAUUUAAACAAUAUUAUAAAAGUUCGUUUCGCUUACCAUGAGGGAAUUUACACUCAAGAUGAAAACGUACGUAAGGAAAAAGCCAAAACUAUCUUUAUGAAACUUAUUAGAUCAUUUCCUGAACCUCAUGUUAUAUUUUUAGACGAUUUGCAGAAUCUAGAUGCUUCUUCGUGGGAGUUUAUUUCAAUAAUAUUAGAUGCGCCUAAGAUUUACACCGUACUGACGAUUACGCGUGGAAAGUUCAAUAGUAUACAAAACUGGAUUUAUAAUGUUCUCAUUAACAGCAGUAUAAGAAAGAUUGUCUUAGGACCAUUGUCCUCUCAAUGGAUACCAGCACUGGCUUGCCAAAUACUUGAUGUAGAAGCUGUUCCCAAGGACUUAUGCGACACACUCAAAACUAAAUGUAAGGGUCUGCCAGGUCUCGUCGAAAGUUUCAUAGUGAAUUUAUUUUCAAAUGGUGCCUUAGAAACCAAAAGAGUACAAAAACUUGAAUUAGAUAAUUUUAAAAACGAAGAUCUUCAAUUUCCCGACGCUGAGUUACUACGCCUCCAAGCAGUUAGUGUAGACGAUCAAAAGGCUUUAGACCAAUUCAUUGCUGAUAAUUCUACCGAGGAUAUUGCAGUGUGUAUUGUUACUAAAAAGGAACAACUAAAUACUGACAUCAACGAACAAAACGUUGAUGCUAUAAUAAUGGUACAAAUAGACUCUUUAACUCCGUAUCAACAAUUGUUGUUAAAAAUUGCUUCUGUAAUAGGCAACGUACUAUCGAGAACUCUUUUGGAAAAUAUUAUGUAUGAAAAUAAUCCAUUAACCACAGCAAAGGCGAUAAAAAGAUUAUUUGCUAUGCGUAUAUUAACUUGUGCAAACAUAAGGUACCGUCUAAAUCGAAGAGUAACUAAUGCAACAUCUGUAACGAGUGUUUCAAUCAAUGCAAACUUGUCUUGCGAUUGCUCUUUCGAUUAUGAUCCGGAAGAUUAUGAAAAUCUGCCAAAAUAUGCGUUUUGUAAAGUUAUGAAAUUUCGAAACAAGAAUUCAAGAAAAACGUGCUAUGAACUUUUACCAAUGAAUCAAAAAAAAGAAUUCCACUCUCGAAUCGUAAGUUACUUAGAGAAGACAAAACAAAAGUGUCCUGAUUGUGGCGGAAUUAUAAUGAUAGUUCAGUCGGUCACGAAUGUUUCCAACCAUUCGUAUGAAACUCGAAGAUCCAGUAAUAAAAUUGAUCAAGCAAGAGACAGUGACACAAGUCUUCCUCAAAUUGGUGAAGAAAUAGAAGUAAGUAGCAUAGAUGUAAGUCAGAAUGUAUCUUCAAUGAAUAAUCGAAGUGCUAUAGAAAUUAGACGAACAAAAUCUGAUAGUAGUAGCAGACAAGCUUUAGAACCUAAAUCUACCUUAAGUGAUAAAAACACACGUUUAAGUUUAAAACAAACUGACAAACCUUCGACUAUUUUAAAAAAUAAAAAUGAACGCUUAGAUAUAAUUGACGGUAAUCGCAGGUCGAUGAAAAGAGUGACCAUGACAAGUUUACUUUCUAAAGAUAUUAGUUUUAAUGAAAUGAAUAAUUCGAAGAUAUUUGAUAUGCUACGGGCGGUCACUGAAGCCAGUACGAUAAGCGAGUGGCAUGAAUUAGGUGUUGUCGACAGCUGUGAUGAUGUUAACGAAAACGGUAAAGGAUAUUUUAAACUUAAAAUUGAAAGAGGUGUAUCGAAAACCCGUUUUGAAAAAUGUGCUUGUCUAGAAUUGAAUAUCACUAUUUAUGAACAACUUAUAAAUCAUGCUAGAGAGGCAGACUUAAAGGUGAAAAUGAUAGAAUUUUUAAUCAAUUAUAGCUACUUUAAUUUGCUGGCAAACAAUUUUGAGUGUAUUUACCCAAAGCUGGAUGAAGCGGAAGACAUCUGUUUUGAAAAAGUUAUUGAAAACAUGACUUCAUUCGACAAGCGAAGGUUUUUAGGAAGAAUACAUUCUCUGAGAGCGGCAGCCUUACUGAUGAGUGGAAAAUUAGCAGCUGCAAAAAUACACAUAGAGCGAGCGACUAAAAUCUAUGGUUUUAAUCUUGAUAAAGUGUCUGAUUUCUUCAAUAUUAGGAAUAUAAUAACAGCAACACCGUUCAAACGCAGUAAAUACUUGAAACAUAGUACGAUUUUGAAAUCUGAUUCCAUAUUUUGUCUAAAUGUUACAACCCUAUUGUUUUCCGCUUUAGGUGACGAUAAUAUUUCAAGAGUAUCUGCGCUUCGUGCUUUAAAUUUAACGCAAAAAGUAAAAUGUAACAUUAUCGAUUUAUGCGAUGCCUUCAGUAACGCUAUACAAGUGGAACUGGUUCGUGGAAACGCGGAAUUUACGAAAGAUAUAGAGCGAAUGGCAAUUCUUACUUUUAAGAAUCUGUCUCAGCCUAUCCAGGCGGAAGAAAUGUUUGCAAUUGGCAAGUUCUUCAUGGCAUCGUUUCGUGGAAGACUGGCACGAGGAAAACUCGCUGAAGCCAUUCGCUCAGGAUUUAGAUCGCUCGUCAUCAGCCGAUUUCUUCACGCUGACACUAUAUCACUGGAUAUGAUUCCUGACCUAUUCUAUAUUUUACUUUCGAGACGUCGCAUAGAGGAAGCUAUUGACAUACUCAAAUUGUCGUUUCAAUUCAGCUACAAACAAUCUACUACGGAAUGGGAAACAUGGUAUUACGCCCUUUGUAUUGACCUUAUUCUAGAUGCGGGUUUUCAAUUAGAAACACCAAAUGAGAUCAGUCGAUAUGCCGAGCAUGCUCUAAACACAGGGUUGCCAGCGGGGCUUAGCCGGCGCAGACUUAUAGUAGGUCUGUGGACGUAUUGGUUACGUGCAGAUGUCGAUCGUAAAGCGAAACGAUUCGAAGCAGAAGCUUUAAACUGGACCGCUUAUGAAGAAGAUGAUGGUUCACUAAAUACCCUAUUGAGCGCAAUGAGACUAGCAGAAGGCAUGCUUGAAAGCCUUGCGAGGAAAAUGGACGAUCUGCGAAAGGUUGUUGAUCUGAUGGAACUACGAUCUAUCGCCGAACGAGAAUUGACAAGACUCGAAAAAGAUGCCAGACUGAUGCGCGCUAUUUACCCAAGAUGGAUGUUAUUAAAAGGCAACUCCCUUUUUUUAUCUGGUCGACAGAAUGCGGCAAUGACAAUGUAUAAUCACGCAUUAGAAGAAUCGCUUCGCAUCAAUAGUCAUUUGGAAGAAGAGUUAGUACGUGCAGCCACGUCCAAUUCGAGAUUCUGGAUACAAAGUGCAAGAACUGGUAGUUUUAUGCAUUGGAGAGAAGGUAGCGAACACGCACGAUCGUCUUGGCAUCAUAUUAUGUACAGAAUAACAACUUCACGGUCUUAACAUUGUAAACUGAAAGCAA